Messenger RNA from Orbilia oligospora ATCC 24927, 1440 nucleotides. RefSeq lists its product as uncharacterized. The transcript has a single exon. The record is from RefSeq and is a predicted model, not a curated record. Bases 1 to 1440 code for a protein of 479 amino acids. Lineage: Eukaryota; Fungi; Ascomycota; Orbiliomycetes; Orbiliales; Orbiliaceae.
AUGGCCGACAUACAAGACUGGGUUUCCCCCACCGGGUCCCCAACCCACUACCAGCGUCCAUUCGACCAUCUCGAAAAGUAUGAAUACUACAUGGCAACAAUGAAUCCCACGAUCUCCCAACGAGCCGUCGUAGUCGGCGUAACCCUCUCUUCUUCGUCUCCUUUCUCGUCUCUAUCUCUAAAAGCCGCCUGGCGGUCUCUCCGUUACGCCCACCCAAUUCUAGGAUGUAAAAUCAUCCCCACUGGAUUUGAUUUCCAUGUAAAAUCAUCAGCUGAAAUCGAUGAAUGGGUCGAUUCAACCGUAAAGAUCAUUCACCCACAAGAAUCAAAAGAAGGAGAAGAAGAAGGGAAACAGGGACAAGAAUCCCAAAAAUCAAUAAAACUCCUCUCAUCAAACCCUCCCCACCCCGAAACUGCAGAACUCUACUACUCCCCUUCCACAAACGAACUAUUCAUCCAAAUUCGUCACGAAAUAAUAGACGGCGUAGGAUCCCUCAUGCUCCUAAACAACUUCCUUACCUCCCUCUUCUCCCCUCCUACCCAAUCUUCAACCCUAACAGACAGUCCGUCCCUCCUAAGCCCGUCUACGUUCAAAAUAACCGGAACCCAACCCGCAAGCCCCGAAAUUGUGCAAAAGAACGCCUCACUCGUCCAAGCCUACUUCGCCUCCCCUCCCAUUUCCCUCUCUUCAAACCCUUCCCCAACCCUUCCUUACGAAUCCCAUCGUUACGAUUACACUUUCACCAGUUCACAAUCUUCACUACUCCUCAAAACCUGCAAAUCCCAUGAAAUAACAAUAACCCACGCCGUAACCGCCUCAACCGCCUUUUCGAUUCUAAAACUCACAAAUCAAACUAGUGGUGUAUUCUCCACAACCCUUCCGAUAAGUCUUCGUGAUACCCUCCCAGCUCCGUAUAACACCCCGGUUUAUGCGGCGUUGUUUUGUAUUACAACCCCAUUACCGGUUAUGCCAAUCACGCCGGAGACUACUUUGAUAUCUCUUGCAAAGGAUGUUAAGAGAGAGUUCGACGAUUGGAAGAAUGAUAAAGAUAACAUUCGGUAUCAUGAACCACAAUUAAAAAUGCUUGAAGAAGCGGUAAAAGCUGGGUUGAGUCCUAGUAAUUCUGCGGGGAAGGCGACGGUGGUGGUAUCUAGUUUGGGAAUUGUGGAGAAGUACUUGACUGUGGCUAAUAACCACUUGGAGGGUGAUAGUAGUGCUCAAGAAGGAGGGGAGAGCGGGGGGAGAGUUAAAGAUUUUUGGAUGGGACAGGUACAAGGGAAUACGAAGAUUAUUGUGUUUUUGUAUACCUUUGCGGGGAAGAUUCGGUUGGCAGCUUGUUAUAACAGGAGGUUUCAUGAGGAUAAGGAUGUUCAAGAGCUUAUACGGGUGAUUGUGGAGACACUAUAUGAGGGAUUGGGGAUUGAUGGGAAUACUUUGUAG